Messenger RNA from Colletotrichum destructivum, 1120 nucleotides. Its product is annotated as Putative S-adenosyl-L-methionine-dependent methyltransferase superfamily. The record is from RefSeq and is a predicted model, not a curated record. Bases 14 to 1120 code for a protein of 368 amino acids. Gene Ontology annotation, molecular function: methyltransferase activity. The transcript has 8 exons. NCBI's taxonomy places the organism in Eukaryota, Fungi, Ascomycota, Sordariomycetes, Glomerellales, Glomerellaceae.
CUUGACCGCCCUCAUGUCUGAGACCAAAGACAUCGCCAUCACGGCGGAGCAAUCCUCUGUUGCAUCACCACCUGCCUCUCUACCAUUUCAGUCCUCAACAGCGCCUGAAACGGCAAACCCGGGUUCGUCUAUUACUUCACAGGCUGGCCUCACCAAUAUCACAGCCACCAUCGCACCUGCUAUCGACCCUGAAGAGAGCAUUGUUUCUUCUAGCAUCAGCGUGACAGAUUCUAUUCUUCAGUAUCGAAUCGAGAAUGGAAGAACAUACCACAAGUACAAAGAUGGAAAAUACUCGCUUCCUAAUGACGAGAGGGAGAAUGAGCGACUUGAUGUCCAGCAUAACAUGUUCCUUCUCAGUUUCGACAACAAGCUGGGAACGGCUCCCCCAAACAUCAGAGGCUCCAAGGUAGAAGUCAAACGCGUGCUUGACGUCGGAACGGGAACUGGCAUUUGGGCCAUGGAGUUUGGCGAUGAGCAUCCCGAAACCGAGGUUCUGGGAAUUGAUCUCUCAGCAAUCCAGCCGAUAUUCAUCCCUCCAAACGUCAAAUUCGAGAUCGAUGAUGUCGAUGAAUCAUGGACGUAUUCUCAGCCCUUCGAUUACAUUCACACCCGGAUGAUGACCUCUAGCAUUGGCAACUGGAAGGAAUACAUCCAAAAAUGUUUUGACAAUCUGGAACCCAAUGGCUAUCUCGAGCUGAACGAAAUUGAUCUCACACCUGGUUGUGACGAUGGAACUCUCAAGGAUAGCCACGCACUGGUGAAAAUGGCACGCCUUUGGGGCGCCGCCGCGGAGCACUUUGGCCGUCCGUUCCAGAACAAUAGAGAUCUGGUGGAUAUCAUGGCCGAUGUUGGGUUUGUCGAUAUCCAUGCUCAGACAUUCAAAUGGCCCUCGAACCCGUGGCCCAGAGACAAAAAGCACAAAGAGCUGGGCUACUGGAACCACGACAACUCGGUUGCCGGCCUCGAGGCCUUUAUGAUGGCUCCUUUUACCAGAGUUUAUGAUUGGACUAAAGAGGAAGUUACGGUGUUUGCGAUGCAAGUACGAAACGAGAUGAAGGACCCAACCAUCCAUUCUUACUCCAACAUUUGGUAUAUAUAUGGCAGAAAGCCUGAGAGAUAA